AUGAUAAGAUAUCCUCUCGGUGAGCUCUUGCUGAGGCGUUUCUUCCUCACCAGAAGACAUCGAGCGAUCAAAGAAGUGCUAUUACCGUUACUGAUUGGUGUUACCCUGGGUUAUGUUUUCGGAUUCAUAGUCAGUUUCGAGGACUUCGAUUCUAUUGAUCACAUUGCUGAGGUACCAGCACUCUGGACUUAUAUCGGCGAUGAACAAGGUUUUUUGGUCAUUGGUAAUCUGCGGAAACUCGUCCACAGCUAUAAUCACAGGCAUCCGAUUAUGUUCGGACGGAUUUUCAUGCAAAAAUCAAUUCUGUCCUACGUAUUUCCGUUCCUACAACGCGAGCGGAUGUCAGUGCGGAGCGGAGUCGUCAUGAGUACAUCGGGGCUUCGUAGGAGAUGGUGGCGUCGAGACUAUGGUGCCAUUCUGUGUUUAGAGUGCAUGUUUUUUGGCGUUGGAAUCUUUUAUCGACGGCCAAAUGAUAGUAUAGGGGCAAUUAAAAAUAUCUCAAAGUGCACGAACUUUUUCUUGCCGAGAGCCACUGAGAUAGCGCUUAUCAAGUGUGCUAAACAAAAUGGCAUCAGAGCUGUUAAUCCAGUAGAUGAGUUGAAGACGGAGGACGGUUAUGCGAGGGGAAAGGAUCCCGUAUGGGUCGACGAGAUGGACAAUGGACAGGUGGACGACAAAGCCUACGCCACCGACAUUUCGUGA
Angiostrongylus costaricensis is the source of this 702-nucleotide messenger RNA. The record is from the annotation of a GenBank genome assembly. Lineage: Eukaryota; Metazoa; Nematoda; Chromadorea; Rhabditida; Metastrongylidae.